Messenger RNA from Spodoptera littoralis (African cotton leafworm), 2301 nucleotides. NCBI's taxonomy places the organism in Eukaryota, Metazoa, Arthropoda, Insecta, Lepidoptera, Noctuidae. The record is from the annotation of a GenBank genome assembly.
AUGAAGCCAUAUGGAGUCGUUAUUGUCCUGUCGUCGCUCAUAUUCUUUAAAUCAUCCAAAGCACAAUGCGGAGUUGGUCGGUCGGUGACAUACGUCCGUUGGUCAGGAGUGGCUCCGGAGACUGCGAAACCUGUGUUUGUGUACUCCGCGAGCGGCGAGGAACAGUCUCUGGCAGGAGCCUGCCUAGCCAGAUGUCGGGAGUUGGAGGAGUGCGCGGCAGUCGUCGUCGCAUACGGCAGAGGAAACUGCCAGGGCAUAGCAGAUCACACCUCAGCAAAAUUGAAAGUAGACAACGAUGUCGCCUUCUUCAAGAAAGUCUGUCUGACACUGCCAGAUGAGUGUAGUACGCGGUGGUGGAUGCUGGAGAACACUCCUGGCUACCACCUGCACUCCGAAGUGUCUCACCUCAAGGUCAUUCUCAACACAACCAUCUACGAGUGCUACGAUGCUGUGUUCACUUACAACGGUGAUAAGAAGUUCAAGUCUGCGCAGUGGGUAGUACCUCAGAGUGAGUUCGACCCCGACGUUAUCUACACGUCGGAUUCCCUGGUUGGGAACUGUAUUCUCAAUGCGGAGAACAGAUUCACAGAACCGGAGUCCUAUCGUGUUUCUAAUUACUACACGGUGUACAUUGAAAACCAGUGUAGACAUGACUAUCCACAGAAGAUAGAAAGAUGUUCUUAUGAAGAAUACUACAACCAAACACUGAGACACGUCGAAUUUACUAUGAAGAACUCCACGAGAGACGAAUGCAAAUCAUCCUGUGAGCAAUCACAGCUGUUCAUUUGCCGUGGGUUUACGUGGAUUUCGAGGGGGAAGGUCAACGGUGGUGGGGAACGGGGUCUAUGCGAUCUGCACAGUGAAGACCUCAUUACCACCGGCUCCUGGCUGCUGAGGCGAAUUUCUUUCGCUACUUAUUACCGCAGAGUGGUCUGCUUAAACAUUUCCGUAGAAUGUGAAAGUACGCACAUGGUAGUAACAUACCGGCCGCACGGGGUGUUCCGAGGACGACUGUAUGUUCCUGGAAGAGGAGAGAAGUGCAGUGCCCGAGCUGUAGGUCACACUGUGCGACUUAACCUGCCCAUGCAAGGAGACUGUGACGUUAACUUCGCUUACGGCAUCUCAAACGGCCCUAAUGGAAUCAUUAACAGGACGAUGGCGUACGUGAUCGUAAUGAUUCAGAACAACCCCAUCAUACAGACGGCGGGUGACCGCUGGGUGCGAGUAGGUUGCUCACCAGACUCAAAGAAAGUAAAGCAGGUUGGCACCACCGUGUCUGUUAGAGAACUCGGUGGUUAUAGGAGUCCGGUUACACCGACUGAGCCGGAGUCCCCAGCGCACCAGACGCCGGCAGCAGCGAGUGCAAUAUACGGCGGCAGCAGCACGCCGGUGUCGAUGUAUGUGGUGCGGGCGCUCGAUGAGACCGGUGCGGGUGCAGUGUCCCUGGGAGAGCCUCUAGAACUGAGGAUCGAGACCACAGACAAUUUGGAAAUCAAACCGUAUCAUCUAGUGGCUUCUUCGAGACUUGGAGACAGUUCUGUACUGCUGCUUGAUAGUAGGGGCUGCCCUACUGGCCAGGUGGACUUCCCUGCGUUCUCCCGGAGCUGGGUGGGCGACAUACAGCGUCUAUCGGCGCGGUUUAAAGCUUUCCGCUUCCCUACAUCACACAUUGUAAAAUUUGCCAUUAUGGUCCGUUUCUGUGAUCACAAGUGUCCAGAGGUGAAAUGCAAUUCCGGCAAACCAAGUCGGAACAUUCGACAGACAAACGACACAUUAUACCAGUGGGGUGACGAGGUGCCUGCUGAGGUGCAGCCUGAAGAUCUGGAGGGGGGCGAGGAUGGUGCGGGGGGGAGACAGACCCCGGCGGGGGGGAGGCCGGGGGGAGGGAGGCCGGGCCGCGUGGUGGCGCGCGGCGCGGCGGCGGGCUGCGCGCCGUCGGGCGGGGACUCGCUGGCCAUGACGCUGGAGCUGCUCGUAGACUCCAAGGACAUCCUGUCUGCCGACACAUUGGUCCGAGCCGACCAUCGGGCGACAUUGCCGGAAGACGGCAGGCUGAGCGAUGAUGGUGCAAUGGUGUGCGUCCACGAAUUGCUUCUGGUGACACUCGCGCUAGCGUGGCUCGCAGUACAGAUUAUACUUCUACUUGGCUGCUGUGUACUCGUCAAGAGGUAUCGCAAUUUGGCCGAAACGAAUAUGCAGAAAGACUACCAGUCGUUCGAUAACGUGGGCUUCGAGACGGGCUCCACUACCAGACGCGUGCACUGGCCGGACCAACACAUUGACAUACUGCACUCCACUUAG